GAUCACACCUACCCACACCAGGCCCCUCGCCUCAAUGUUGCCAGAGAUCCUGGGCGUGUGGCGGGAGGACGGGGGAGUGUCGUGGGUGCCCCUGACACCCGUCACCACCUUCAGGGACGUGGCCGCUUGUGUCAGGGACACCGGGGACCCCUUACCCCACCUGCUGGAGGCUUCACCGCUCGGAGUGCGUGUGGUGGCCGGAUGGGAGAGACCGCUGGAGCUACUACGCCUCUGGAACGGUCUCAAGGAUCAGGUCUCCUACACCGCUUCCUACACCCACAAGGACCACACGGCGGACCCCCUCGCUGCUUUUUCUAAGUCAUCCUAUAUGGAGGAGGAGGAUGAGGAGGACAGCGAUCCCAUAAGUCCUUGGGAAUUGUACGAUCUCAAGGACGAACUCAAGGAUUUUGGUCCGGAGCUUCGUCCUCCUCUAAGCAACGGUGGUCUAUCGACCCCCGUCUUUCCUCAGGGCGGUGUAGGAUUUGCCUUCGACGACCCGCCCCUGUCUCGGUCUCUGGACGAUAGCGACGAGCUGGUGGUGGUAAGCAGUGAUGGCGAAGCCGAUUCGUCCUAUAACUCUCAUACCCACAACCCGAGGAAUAUCUUCGGGAAGUGGUUCUUGGGCAGAAAUGGUCUAACCCGUCACAGCAGUAGGCCUUUGAGGCGACCGUCACAUAACUGGAGCUCCGGCCCCCGCAGACCGUCUGCCAGCUCUCCGUUUGUGCGUGGUCGAUCUCACACUUCAUCUCUCCCGUUAAAAUCUCAGGAAAUUGUACAAGCCCCGUUGAAUUAUCCUAAGCAACGGUACCCAUUAAAUGUUCAAGAAUCGCGGUUUAGCGCAGAAGUUGAUCACAGAAAACGAAUGUUACCUGUACAUACCAUAGAAAAUGGCUCACCUAAUUAUUUCAACGAAAACUUGUACAAAUAUAAUCUUCACAAAGCUUACAAUAAUACAAAUGAAAUUUACUUAGAUAAAACGCAUAGAAAUAGAAACCUGAGCCCUGUGAUAAGUAAAAAACAAAAGUUAAGGUCUUCCGAGCACAAACUGUCAAGUACAAAGCAUGGAUAUGAUAAAGUCAGCGGUAACUGUUCAAUAGUCAAUAACACGGGAGACGAGGCUAGUCGCGUCGCUCGCGCCAGUUACCCAAACCCAAGCCAAAGUGAUAUACGGCACCUCCUUCAGAACCACUUCACAAGCAAGGCUCCUCAACCGAGUACUCAGUCUAACUAUGCAUUGCCGCCGAACUCUCACACGAGGGACAUCCGUAGUUCCGCGGGUCGUGAUCUCCAAGUUAGAAACAGUGAUAGCAAGCGUGUCGACAAUAACAAUGCGCCAAGUAGAGGUCGCUGCGCAGUGAGUGACGAGAGUGAGAGACAUGUGAGGUCCGACAGAGUGAACUUCAGUACAAACUACAGCCCGGGACACCCAGCACCGCGCCAGGGCAGCAGUGUGCAGGCGCGCACCAGCGGGCUCAGGCACUCCACCAAGUUUAAGAGUGUGGAUCACCGUAACAAUGGCGCUCCCGGCCAGUGGGCAGUAGCCAGGGGCGCCACCAGUCAAGUGCAUGAGCGUCCCCCUCAGGCUAAAGCUCUCAGGGAACAAUGGAACGGUGGUGGUGCAGGUGGAAGGAAAGGACAGGGUGGUAGAUCACAUAGAAUCAGUGAUGUGGUAGGGAGCGGGCAGGCCCCUCCCCAUGGUGGGGUAGGCACGGCGCUGCCUUCACUGGGCAGCAGCCAGGAGCGACCCUCCAGGCGCACCACCACACACCGCACCAUCCAUAGACGGUCCUACUCCGACCCGCUCUACGAGUACCUGAAGGAGGACCCCCAGGCCCUCCACCUCCGACACUCACCACGACGACGCAGACAUUCAGGUGAGUCAAAUGAACAAUUCACUUUAGUCUGA
This is a messenger RNA of Procambarus clarkii (red swamp crayfish), 1906 nucleotides long. The record is from RefSeq and is a predicted model, not a curated record. NCBI's taxonomy places the organism in Eukaryota, Metazoa, Arthropoda, Malacostraca, Decapoda, Cambaridae.